Molecule: messenger RNA, 1553 nt
Organism: Geodia barretti
Lineage: Eukaryota; Metazoa; Porifera; Demospongiae; Tetractinellida; Geodiidae
Source: the annotation of a GenBank genome assembly
CAGGCACUGUUCUUUAAAAUUACUUCCCAAUGAUAGCACGCAUAGAGAUGAAACUAACACGUUGCACGCUUUCAUUGCGUUCACCCGCAACGUUGUUUACGCGGAAUUACUAUUUUUAAUUUGCGUGUGCGCACACGCCCCGCCCCAUUUUUACGGGAAUUUCUCUCGCUGGAGGUCGACGACUGCUACAAAGUUACAAUAAAACACAUAAUGUGCAUCCUAUCGUUCUAUACGAACAACAGCACAAUGGGAACUCGGGUUGUGGUCUCGAGACCCAUACAGCACUCGGCUGCGUCUCGUGCUGUAUGAGUCUCUCGACCACACCCCUCUUUCCCAUAAAUCACGUAUAGAACUCUAAACGCACAUUAUCUCUUACUUAUAAGGGGCGUGUCCCCUUUCACAGAGAUAUACGUAGUAGUAGUAUAAAAAAUGAGUGGAGACAAGUAAAUUAAUAUUCCUGCAGAUUUAGAAAAAGAGGCAUAUGGGGAUGGUAUAAAAAGGAAGAGAGACAAGAUAGGGAUGGGAUACAUGAAGCAUGGUUAAUGAACAGAAACAAGAAAAUACAAACAUGUCAUACUACGGAGUAACCAAGAGUACAAGUGGAGUGGCACAGCAGGCAACAAUAUAGGGAUUGAUGCCUUUUUUUAAAUCCGCAGGAUUUUUAAUUUACUUGUAUUACUAAGGCAUGCCUAAGCAAAUCUUUUUUCUAGACAUCAUUUUGAAAUCUGCCUCUGAUGCUUGGUAUGUUAUCUAUAAGGCACUUGCCUAAUGUCUUAUAAAUUUAUUAUGAAUAAAGGCAAAGCAUUAAACUCUUACCAACAAAAUUUUAUUAUGCUAAAUGUUACAGUUAAAAUGUAUGUUCCCUUAUUAGCCAUGGGCCUCCUGUCCCCAUUACUUAAUGGUUGAAAAUAUUGUGUAGUACAUUGAUAAAUUCAUCUAGAAAUUGUUUGUAAUAAGGUGUGGGCAAAUCUAGCUUUUGAACAAGGUCUGACGCAAAAACAUUGGUUUAAUGACUGAGGAUGCAUCCUAUAUUGUGUUAUCAGGAAUUGUAUUGAUGGUUUUGUUUAUAGGAUGGUAUAGAACCAAUGUGGGAAGAUGUGAGAAAUAAAAGUGGUGGGCGCUGGCUUUUCAAUCUUGAUAAAAGGGAGAGAAGAGACAUUUUGGAUUCCUGCUGGUUAGAAACACUCAUGUGUCUGAUAGGAGAGGGCUUUGAUGACAGUAGUGAUGAGGUUUGUGGUUCAGUUGUUCAGAUAAGAAGCAAGGGUGACAAGAUGGCAAUAUGGACAGGAAAUGUAGAGAAGGCAGAUGACAUUCUGCAUAUAGGGCGAACUUACAAAGAGCGACUUCAGAUACAUGUUAAGGGAAAGGUGUCUCUUGUGUAUCAAAGUCAUCUUGAUGUUUCAACUAAAGCUGGAUCAACCAGCCGGCACAAAUUCACUGUUUAAAACACACUUAUUUAAGUCUAGGGUAUUAUUAUCUCGGCACGUGUUUCUUUGCUAUUCUGAUAAUCUUUUUAGGUAACGACUUUUUUGACAGAGAUUUAUUUAUACGCA